Molecule: messenger RNA, 492 nt
Organism: Nezara viridula (southern green stink bug)
Lineage: Eukaryota; Metazoa; Arthropoda; Insecta; Hemiptera; Pentatomidae
Source: the annotation of a GenBank genome assembly
AUGGCAGUUAUCGUUUUAGUCCUACAUGAUCAGCAACGAGAAGAAGAAGGCUUCUAUAAUAGUAAAGGUGUCUGGACUGUUAGAGGGAAAGUUAGCUGGUUGAAUCCUUCAGAAACCCUAAAUCAAACUAUCCUCUACCAAGCGGACGACAAAGGCUACCAAGUCAAGUCUUCCGUCGAAGAACUAUCUCGCAAACCAGGCAGACCAGGCGAAUCAGACCUACCAGUCGGACCAGGCAGACCAGAAUUCCCAAGCCAACCAAGCAGGCCAGGAGUACCAGCCUACCCAAGCCUACCUCCAAGCUACCCAAGCCAACCUCCAAGUUACCCAAGCCAACCACCAAGCUACCCAAGCCAGCCUCCAAGCUACCCAGGCACUCCAGGCUACCCAGGCGCACCAAGUGCCCCAGGCUACCCAGGUUCUCCAGGCGGACCAGGCUACCCAGGUUUCGCGCCCCCAAUUAAUUGUGGCCUAGCUUCUAUCUGUGGCUAA